Octodon degus (degu) is the source of this 744-nucleotide messenger RNA. RefSeq names its product eukaryotic translation initiation factor 4E family member 1B (gene Eif4e1b). The record is from RefSeq and is a predicted model, not a curated record. The transcript is spliced from 7 exons. Gene Ontology annotation, biological process: translational initiation. Gene Ontology annotation, molecular function: translation initiation factor activity; RNA 7-methylguanosine cap binding. Gene Ontology annotation, cellular component: eukaryotic translation initiation factor 4F complex; cytoplasm. NCBI's taxonomy places the organism in Eukaryota, Metazoa, Chordata, Mammalia, Rodentia, Octodontidae. The coding region runs from base 1 to 744 and encodes 247 amino acids.
AUGGCCACCUCCUACCCUGAUAUUGAAUCUGAGGGUGGACUCAGGGCAAAGAAGGAGGAGGAGGAAAAAGAGCAAGAGAAGGCAGAAGCGGGGAAGUAUACAAGAGAGAGGGCUCCAAAGUCUCCUAGGACCAGGACUCCAUUGUCUCGGAGGGGCAAGGCCAGGAGUGAAGGCCCAAUGGAGGUCAAGUUAGAGCUGCACGUUCUGCAAAACAGGUGGUCUCUGUGGUUCUUCAAGAAUGACCACAGCCGGGCCUGGCAUGACAACUUGCAUUUGGUCACCAAGUUUGACACUGUGGAGGACUUUUGGGCGAUGUACAGUCACAUCAAGCUGGCUAGUAAGCUCUCUCCUGGCUGUGACUAUGCCCUGUUCAAGGAUGGCAUCGAACCCAUGUGGGAAGACAGCAGGAAUAAGCGGGGGGGCCGCUGGCUGCUCAGUCUUGCCAAGCAGCAGCACCACAGUGAGUUGGACCGUCUGUGGCUGGAGACACUGCUGUGUCUGAUUGGAGAGAGCUUUGAGGAGCACAGUAAGGAGGUGUGUGGAGCUGUCAUCAACAUCCGUACCAAGAGGGACAAGAUCGCUGUGUGGACAAGGGAGGCAGAGGACCAGGCCAGUGUGUUACACAUUGGCCAAAUAUACAAAGAGUACCUUGGCCUCUCCACGAAGACUGUCAUUGGGUACCAGGCUCACAUUGACACAGCCACCAAGAGCAACUCUUUAGCCAAGAAUAAGUUCGUGGUGUGA